Molecule: messenger RNA, 498 nt
Organism: Brassica napus (rape)
Lineage: Eukaryota; Viridiplantae; Streptophyta; Magnoliopsida; Brassicales; Brassicaceae
Exons: 2
Coding region: 66-236 (56 amino acids)
Source: RefSeq, a predicted model, not a curated record
GAAUUCGUUUCUUUCUUUCUGUUGACCUAAAAAACUUGCGGAGAAGGAGAGAGAGAGAGAAGGAGAUGGGAAUAAUCAAGAGCUGCUUCUCCCUGUUGACGGGUAUUGCUUUCGGCGUUUACUUGGCUCAGAAUUACAACGUACCCAACAUCAGGAAGCUCACCAACACUAGUCUCGUCGUCGCCAAGCACAUCGAGGAGAACUAUCGCAAGCCCAAGAAGGACGACGUCGAAUGAUUCGGAAUCUAAAGGUUGAAACUUUAAAGAGGUUUUGUCUCAGUUGUUGAUUUAACUUCAAAAGGUUUGAUGUAAUUUUGACAUGUUCUGGAUCCAUUGAAGUGGGACUAAUGUUCUCUUCAAUUCUUGUUUUAUUUAUACUGAUUUAAACACAGCUCUCACUGUACAUGUCAUGAUCAUAUUCUCUUUUUGUUUCUUUGGCAAGAUGUAAUAACCACAAACCCCUCCGAAUAUCUUGUUUGAUAAAAGGAUUAUUGGUUUA